Messenger RNA from Fulmarus glacialis (Northern fulmar), 1095 nucleotides. RefSeq names its product cadherin-like and PC-esterase domain-containing protein 1. The transcript is spliced from 8 exons. The record is from RefSeq and is a predicted model, not a curated record. NCBI's taxonomy places the organism in Eukaryota, Metazoa, Chordata, Aves, Procellariiformes, Procellariidae. The annotation marks the transcript as partial.
UCGUCCAGAGGAGUCCUGUGGCUUGCAGCCUCUGUCUCAUGAAUACCUCUCAGCAAUUUCGCAGACGGUAUUUAAGACCUGUGAAGCUGGAGACACAAAAGGGCAGUGGAUUGUUCCUUGCCUCAGCUGCUCUGACAACAGGACCUGCGACUGGAGAGAGAUAAUGUGGCAGCCCCAUGGCUGCCGAUACUCUGUGCUAGCCAAGCCCGAGCUCCAGCGCUGUGUGGAGGGCAGAAGAAUUCUUUUUAUAGGUGACUCAACUAACAGAGGGAUGAUGUAUUAUCUAAUAGAAAGAGCGAAUAAGACUCUUCAGGAAUGGCAAAAGACUCAUGAUGUUAAAUGUUAUCAUAAUAUCAAUGAGGGGAAAACCUUUAUCAGUUACUCCUACUACCCCCAGUUUUGGAUGAACACAAACCAGAGACCAACUUUUGAAAAAGCACUAGAACAACUGCUGCAGAGAUCACGUCCCCUGGAGAAUACAGACCAGACCGUAUUAAUUGUGGGUGGCGUUCAGUGGCUUAAUUCCAAUCACCUGCAGAUUAUCCAAAAGGUGUUGAACAGGGAAAAUCUAUCAAAUAUUCUGGUAAUUAUCAAAUCCAUAGGGAUGGGCUUUCACCUCCCAGUGGAUGGAAUACAUUCUCUAUCACAGGCAGAAGUGCAAAACUUGUGGAAUGAAAACUUGGUUAUUCUGGAUACAGCAAAAAAUUUCGGCUAUGAAGUUGUUGACACCUUUGUCAUCACCAUGGGACGUUACAAAGAAUUCCUGCAAGGGAAGUGUGGCUGCCAUUUCCAUGAGGUGGUGAAAUCCAAUCCCUCUGAAGAAAGUUCGCACAUAACAAUGACGUUAUCAAGGCAUUAUACACUGGGGAAAUAUUUCGGCAGUCAAAGCAAGCCAUCACAACUGCAGGACUAUGCAACAAAUUCCCAGUCCCCAUAUCAUGUCCGAGGUCCAAUAAAUCAAGUUUAUUCUGAAAUCCUUCUCAGCAGGCUCUGUGCAAAUUAUCCAGUUAUGGAUUUUUGUGAAUCCAGUCAUGGAGCAGGCAAUCAAGCCAUUACUCUCUCCCACCAUGCACUAGAGAAGGGAGUCAGAACCAG